CCUGUUCCUCUGAUCCAAGUCGGUGAAAGUGAGAGAGAGAAAAAGAGAGUGAGAGAUAGAUAGAGAGCGAGAGCGAGGUCAUUUCGGAAACGACGUACCUCUUGUGCUACAAGCGGUUCUGUGUCACUCGAGAGACAGCCGAAAAGCCACGACACUUACGAUGCGGGUCUCUCCCUGUGCGGUCCUCUUCCUCUUCCUCCUGAGCCUCUCGCCGGGCGUCAGGGCACAGGGCGAGGGCGAUGACGCGUUUGACGACGAAGACAGCAACAACCAGGUGCAGCAAUCGCGGGAGUCCGGCCGGAACCAGGAUAGCUCGUGCAGUCGUUGUGUGCGCGACAGUGUGUGUCACAACGGUCGCUGCGUGUGUCGGCCGGGUUACCAAGGCAGCGGCGACUUCUUCUGCAACAACCCCAACACGUUCUACACCUGUGAGAGCAGCUACGACCCCGUGAUGAAGACCCUGGGAGGCCAGCGAUACGUGUAUCAUUUCCUGGGCUCCACGCGUCUGGUUUGGAUCACCACCCAGAAAGCUACCGGCGGGCUGUGUCACUUCCACUUGUGGGGCUGGGCGGUGAGGUACAGAGGGAAGUUUUACUACGGCGGUCUGUCGUUCCGUCUGGACCAAGACCACCCGUCUGGGGACACAUCGGUCAGCAAAGGCCACAUCGACGCCACAGUGGACAGCAACGGUCAGUACAGGUGGACCAUCACCAUCACAGGGGACGAUGGGAGCAAGUCGGACCAAGAGGAUUUCACGGAGGGCAGAUCUUCCAGCAGCGCCGACUGGGGAGGUUGCAACGCGGAGAUCCGACGAAUCGACGGCAACUUCCUCCGGAUCACCCUCUACUGCUGCGGGAUACAGUUCGCCAUCAGGCAGUUCAACCCUUAUCGCCCCCACGCCGUGCCCGGGUUCUGGUUCCGGGUGGCCAGAUAUUCCCAGCCGAGUUACGGCGCCUGGGACAACAUGAGAACCGAACCCCUGUGCCUGGACCACAUCCGGAGAGUGACCGUCAAUGACAUCAUCAGGAACACCAGCAUCACCAUCGGCAGACGCGAGGCCUUGACCUUCCACGCCAUCACCAACACGCCGGUGACCAACUACCCGCGCGCGCCGUCCAACAUCGGAGUCCUCAAGAGCAUGUUCCGAGGGUGUGAGCCCGAGAAGCGGGACCAGCUCUUCGUGUGGGUGCGCCAUUUCUUCAACAAGCCCACCCUCACCUCCUGCCUCAACGGACGGAGCGGCAACUCGGAGGAGCAGACAAUCCUGGCCAUCCUCCACGCCAUCAACUACAUCUGUAGCGACAGCUCCGACAGCUGCCAGCCCGUGGUGAAAAAGCUCAAGGAGGCCCCAUGCCUCAGGGUGGUCAACAAGUUCCCGGAGCUUGUCAGCAUAUCCCGCACCAGCUGUGAGGGCGGCAUGAACGAUAUGUUUGAGAACGGGGAGCAGUAACUGACAAAACUCUUCCACUCGGAACGCACGGGCAAGGAAUCAGUCUGCUUCUCUCUCUCCCCACUACCAGAAAAUAGCAAAGUUCAGGGAAAAUGAACAACGAACCAAUCUCUCUGUCUCUCCCCGCCCCCCUCCCGAGAAAAUAAUCAGGGAAAUGUUUCAAGAGAUUUUGGUUUUAGUUAGAAACCAGUCGGUGCUCAUCAAUGCGACCAAACUAUCUGAAUAAAUAGAGUGAAAAAAAAAGAACCAC
Aplysia californica (California sea hare) is the source of this 1700-nucleotide messenger RNA. RefSeq lists its product as uncharacterized. The transcript is spliced from 2 exons. The record is from RefSeq and is a predicted model, not a curated record. The coding region runs from base 161 to 1450 and encodes 429 amino acids. NCBI's taxonomy places the organism in Eukaryota, Metazoa, Mollusca, Gastropoda, Aplysiida, Aplysiidae.